GUUGGUCACCCCGGCAACUGAGUGGUCGCAGCCACAGCAGCAGCAGCCGCCGAUCUGAUCCCGGUCCCACCUCCCGAGAAGAAGGAUCCUCAAUGGGUUUGACUAUUGGUUCGUCGCGGGGCGGAGACAGAAAGGAGGAGAAGGAGGCUGCCGCCCGCAUGGCUUCCACCACCUUGUCCGCCCCGCAGGAGGAGAUGAAGGCCACCAUCAAGAAGCUGAUCGACUCGAAUAUGGUGGUGGUGUUCAGCAAGAGCACCUGCCCGUACUGCAAGAAGGUUAAAGAUCUUUUUGCGAGCCUGGGUGUUGAUAUUCACGUUGUGGAGCUUGAUGUAGUAGAAAAGGGAGCACUUAUGCAGGAAAUGUUGAAUGAUAUUACGGGCCAGAAGACUGUUCCCAAUGUGUUUGUUAACAAGGCUCAUUUGGGUGGCUUUGACAGUACCAAGCAGGCUCAGGAUGAUGGCUUAUUGAAGAGACUUUUGGAUGGUGGUGAAAUGUAUGAUUACGACCUUAUAGUUAUUGGUGGUGGUUCUGGAGGACUUGCAGCCUCAAAGGAAGCUGCCAACCUCAAUAAGAAAGUCUUGGUGUUUGAUUUUGUUGUGCCGACGCCCAGGGGAACUACUUGGGGUCUUGGAGGUACUUGUGUAAAUGUAGGGUGCAUCCCAAAGAAGCUGAUGCACCAGGCUGCUAUUCUAAACCAGAAUUUAAGUGAUUCCCGUAAGUUUGGCUGGGAGUUUGAAGAGGCAGUUCAGCACAACUGGAUCAAGAUGAAAGAUGCGAUCCAGAAGUAUAUUGGCUCUUUGAACUGGGGCUACAGAGUGGCCUUGCGGGAUAAGAAAGUAACUUAUCAUAACUCAUUUGUUGAGUUUGUGGAGCCACAUAAGGUCAAGGCUACCAACAGGAAGGGAACUGCGAGCUUCCAUACAGCAGAUAAAUUUAUAAUCGCAACAGGCGAAAGACCUCGUUAUUUAAAUAUACCAGGGGAUAAAGAGUACUGUAUAACCAGUGAUGAUCUAUUUUCACUGCCUUAUUGCCCAGGGAACACUCUGGUUAUAGGUGCUUCCUACGUUGCACUGGAAUGUGCGGGCUUCCUUGCUGGCCUGGGAUUGCAAGCGACUGUUAUGGUGCGCUCAAUUUUUCUGCGAGGAUUUGACCAGGAAAUGGCAGGGAAAGUUGGAACUUUUAUGGAAAGUCACGGGGUGAAAUUCCUGAAGAAAUAUGUGCCAACGAAGAUUGAAGAGCUGGAAGCUGGAACCCCUGGAAGAAUCAAAGUAACUGCAAAGUCCACAUCUAGUAGAGAGGUUAUUACUGGAGAGUACAAUACUGUAAUAAUUGCAGUGGGUCGUGAAGCUUGCACCAAACACAUUGGCCUUGAGAAAGUUGGUGUUACUCUCAAUGACAAAAAUGGGAAAAUCUUGGUGGACAGUGAAGAAAGGACCAAUGUGCCAUACAUUUAUGGUAUUGGGGAUGUUAUUGAUGGCAAAUUGGAACUGACCCCUGUUGCUGUUCAAGCUGGAAAGCUACUGGCACGCAGACUCUACAAGGGUGCUUCACUCAAGUGUGACUAUGUUAAUGUAUGCACAACUGUCUUUACACCUUUGGAGUAUGGAUGUUGUGGGCUAUCUGAGGAAAACGCUAAAACACUUUAUGGAGACGCACAUAUCGAGGUGUACCAUAGUUUCUUCUUGCCAUUAGAAUGGACCAUAACAGGAAAAGAUAAGAAUACUUGUUAUGGCAAGGUGAUUUGCUCGAAGCUGGAAAAUAAUAAGGUGGUGGGGUUCCAUAUUCUUGGUCCGAAUGCUGGUGAAAUCACUCAAGGUUUUGGUGCGGCGAUGAAGUGCGGCAUGACCAAAGAGCAGCUCAGCAGUGUGAUUGGCAUUCAUCCAACCUGUGCUGAAGUGUUCACAACUAUGGAUAUAACAAAACGAUCAGGUGUGGACGUUUCGAAGAAAGGAGGCUGCUGAGGUUAAGCCCUGCUGUUGUAAUGCUACUGCCUUGCGUGCAUUUGUGCUGCUGUAAGGCCGGCUCAACUUGCAUCUUGCUUCCACUCAGGUAAAACCAACACAAACCGCAGCAGGAACCGUGAAACGGCUUUCCUUGCUGCAGUGUCUUGAGUUGUGUCGCAGCAGAGGAUCACACAUGCAGCGGGGCAUGCAAAGCAACAGCGGGGUAAACCCUGGUUUGAACUUUAUCUCCAGUCCUGCUUGGAAGGGCAUUGACUCCAAGUGGUGCCUCCAUGAAGUUUUGGCUUUUAACCUGUUAUCAGGUAGGCCAUGACAGAUGACUAAAAAGCAGAGUCUGGAACCUCUAUGUCCAUUCAGAUGAUUGUGCUUCCUUUUCUGUACUAGGUCUAGUACCUAAACUCUCUCGGUGAUAUUACUGUUUAUUGUUCCUUAAAUGUACGUUGGGCUGCUGAUGGGGGUGAAAUGAAUAUUUUUCUUUGUAUGGUCUAGCAUCAUUGUACUCUUAAGUUUUUUUUUAAUCAAGAAUUUAUCUGUAAAAGAAUAUGCUACGUUUGAUUAAACACUCUCCCAUUUUGAUAUUUUAUCAAAAAAUAUACUGAUUAUGGUUCAGAAAGCAUAUGUUUGGUUAUUGUGAGGAACUGACGUGUAUAUAAUUUACACUUUACUGCUCAAACUUUUGAAUCUUAGCAAAGUCUAAUGGGCAUAAGGAACUUCCGACCAAACUUCCCUGUUUUAAAAAAUUGAGUUGGAAUGUGUGAAUGUAGUAAAUUCUUUUUGCAGAUAAUUUCAUUCAAAGCUUGUGUUUCUGCAGAAAAUUUCUGUUAAAGUUGAAGUCCUUUUUUUUUUUGUGUUGAACUGUUGGUCACAACCUGUUUAGUUCUAUCUUGAGCUCCUCUCGUAGAUGUUUCUUUUGAAAGAAGGCAGUUUUAAAACUUGCUGUAGUCCUCAUUGUGACCAAUUGAAGUGGCUUUUGAUUGUCCAUCAACAAUUCCUGUUGGUUUUGUUCACUCGCCCUUUAUGCUGAUUUUUAAUUUUGAACAUCUGCAUACUGAGAUUGGGUAUAAAGCAUGCACUAUCACAUUGUUUGUGGCCUUGUAUGUUUGACGGAAAGCACGAAGGUGCUUGGAUAUUUAAUUGGAAUGAUAUUCUAUUUGCAUUUUUUUAACAAUGGUGCUUGUCUUAUCAGAAUUUUUGGUUUAUAACGUCUGAUGUAUCCCGCCUCGAAGCAGCGCCAACUGGAACAUUUCUAUUGUAAACAAAGUUUGUUAUCCAAAGUACAUUUAAUAAAAAUCUAUAUCAAAUUUGAU
Leucoraja erinaceus (little skate) is the source of this 3268-nucleotide messenger RNA. Its product is annotated as thioredoxin reductase 1, cytoplasmic-like. Bases 93 to 1961 code for a protein of 622 amino acids. Gene Ontology annotation, biological process: cell redox homeostasis; cellular response to oxidative stress; glutathione metabolic process. Lineage: Eukaryota; Metazoa; Chordata; Chondrichthyes; Rajiformes; Rajidae. The transcript is spliced from 17 exons. The record is from RefSeq and is a predicted model, not a curated record. Gene Ontology annotation, cellular component: mitochondrion; cytosol. Gene Ontology annotation, molecular function: glutathione-disulfide reductase (NADPH) activity; thioredoxin-disulfide reductase (NADPH) activity; flavin adenine dinucleotide binding.